Messenger RNA from Symbiodinium sp. CCMP2456, 1563 nucleotides. The record is from the annotation of a GenBank genome assembly. NCBI's taxonomy places the organism in Eukaryota, Dinophyceae, Suessiales, Symbiodiniaceae.
AUGGCCAAACAGGGAUGGAUCCUGCGAGCUUUGUCAACUGUCACAUCCAGAAGUAGGAAGAAGAGCGCGGGCUCUUGCGCGGACAUCGAAGAGGAUGAUGAGGAGAAGGCGGAGGAACCACGGAGCGUGCCCUGCCUGCCUUCUGCACCUUCUUCUGCGCUCUUUGCACAGGAUGCAUUCAGCAUGCCUUCGGUGGGAGGCUGCGUAAACAUCCAGCAUCCCCACAGUAAGAAUUUGCUGCCCGAGGAGGUUGUCCUUUUCGAGCCUUCGGUGGAAGAGAUCUUUGCGGAUCGCACAGGACCUCGCGGGACGCGGCUGAUCUUCCUCAACACGCCGCUCUCGGAAGCUGAGGUGCAAGCCCUGGCAGCCUUGCGCAAGGAGUGGGCCACGCGACGCAGCGGCAGGGAUGAUCUCCCCGAGUUCAUCCGGCUAAGCGCCUUGCGGGUGUUGCAGCACAAGAAGUUCGAUGUAUCCCGGGCGAUAGACCUGAUACAGACCUGCCUGGAGGAGCGCGUGCGUAGGCUGCCGCUUCAGGAGGCAGACAUCUUGCAAGAUUUGAGUUGCGGAGCCAUGUAUUGGCAUGGCAGAGACCGCAAGUGCAGACCCUGCCUGGUCGUCCGCAUUGAGCGCUUCGCUGAUCUCAUCAAGGACAAGGAGAGGUGUGUUAGAAUGACGAUCUUCGUUCUAGAGUAUGCCAUUCGUUACGCCAUGGUUCCCGGCCGGGUCGAGAACUGGGUGGUUCUGGUGGAUUGCGAGAAUUUAUCGGACGUUGUCUCCUUCUUCCAGUUGCCAACAAUGUGUCUCACUGCAAAGGCUCUGUCCCAGACACUGGAGAGCGUGUACUGCUGCCGCAUGGUGUGGGUGAAGCUCCUGAAUCUGCCGACGAUCUUGCGCAGCAUAGUGCAGAGCGUCAUACCUGCGGAGAAGAAGAAGAAGGUUUGUGCCAUUGAGGACCCUUCCAAGGAGCUUCUGAAAUACUUUGAGCCCAACCAGCUAGAGGCCAGAUAUGGAGGCACGCGGCCAGACCUGAAACCACACGAGACAUAUCCGUUUCAUUUUUUCCCUGGAUGCACUGGCUCACCAACGGCAUCCGGUUCCCGCCGGAUUAUGACUUGCGAGAGUGAUCGCAGCACAGCCAGUACAGAGAGCGGGCAAAGCACUGCUGCAAGCAGUGAAGAAGUAGCCUGCUUGGCCAACCUUGAGCCUGCGACCUCGCUGCAUCAUCUUACAGGACGCAAGUUUCACGAGGGACAACUUUGGGAUACGAGCGUCCGGGACCGGUGGAGCGCAGACGCGACGAAGUCCAGCUUGACGUGGCAAGCCGCACAGGUGCUUUCCGCGAUGUUGGAGCAGGAAGUCCUGCCUUGCUGCACGAUGCAGCAGUGGAAGGAAUUAGCGGCUUGCGAAGGAACGAAGAAGCAGGAGGCCCCUGCGGUUCUUCUCGGCAGCCAGGCUGUUGCAAGGUCAAAAGAACCUGCUGAGGCAGCCAUCCCGAAGGAGAGAAGGCAGCUUUCUCAGACGGACAUUAUCCGAGAGAGGCGGACGGAACUUAUUUCACUGUAG